Physella acuta is the source of this 1005-nucleotide messenger RNA. RefSeq lists its product as uncharacterized. Lineage: Eukaryota; Metazoa; Mollusca; Gastropoda; Physidae. The record is from RefSeq and is a predicted model, not a curated record.
CAUCCUCAGGAAUUUGAAUUUACAUCCUGUUUACUUGUCGUUAAAACAGAAAGUUGGAUUUCUAAACUUCAUAUCUAGAUCUUGUGUUGAUGGAAUCCUAUACUAGUUUUUAGCAGCUAGUCUUGAUGGAUUGCUAUAUUAGUUUUUAGCAGCUAGUCUUGAUGGAUGUCUACACUGGUAGAGAGCGUUCCACAAGUGUUAGAAUAUUAAUGUGAGUCAGGUCUGAUCUGAUUCCACCAGUGUCAGCUGUAAGAGAAGAUGACGUCACAAGUCUGCCUUCUGCUAGGACUGAUGUUGUCUCUCGCAAAAGGAGAGAUCCUAGUCUUCACAUUCGCUGCAAUCAACACAUCUCUGGUCUUUAUUGAGGAUUACUACGGCACAUUAUUUGAUUUUUGUUUCUGUCGAGCGGAUAUUUACUGUGAUUUGAAAUUUAUAAAAGUCAACAGAGAAGAGCUGGGGUACCUUGGCUUAACUCCAGGCAAUUUAACGUGGUUUAAACUAGACAAGGUCGCAAAGGUUCAAGCCGUGCCUGUUGCCUACAGCGCUUCAUACUGUCAGUGGUUUCCGGGCAACCACACGGCCACAUGCGGCCAGCCGUCUGCUGACGUGUACAGCAAGCACGUGAAUGACGUCAACAGGUGUAUUUCAGUGUGGACCAAGGACGGCCGGUACUGCCAGAACGGCAUAAAUUUGGUCAUGUGGAACUUUGACUUCUUUACCAACUUCAGGGAUUCUAAAGCUCUUUACCUGGGUGUCUGUAUGGCGCUAAUGUCGUACGCGUCUAUGGUGGACGAACGGUCUCCCAUCAAGUACGCUCCUCAGGUGGCCGAGGCGGCUUUGGCUGGGGUCAUAGGUGUAACGAUGUUUGUAUUCGGCAUUGGUCUCUACCUGUACAAGACUGGUCAGCAUCCCAGGUACAGAUACCGUUCAGUGGGGGAGACGGAUCUUGCUCAUGACUGAUCAACACGUGUGUGGGAGAUUUAGUGAGGGUAGACAGCACGUGUG